Molecule: messenger RNA, 2166 nt
Organism: Perca fluviatilis (European perch)
Lineage: Eukaryota; Metazoa; Chordata; Actinopteri; Perciformes; Percidae
Product: sodium/potassium-transporting ATPase subunit beta-3-like
Exons: 7
Coding region: 1-993 (330 amino acids)
Biological process (GO): potassium ion import across plasma membrane; intracellular sodium ion homeostasis; intracellular potassium ion homeostasis
Cellular component (GO): sodium:potassium-exchanging ATPase complex
Molecular function (GO): ATPase activator activity
Source: RefSeq, a predicted model, not a curated record
AUGUCGUCCAGCCCGCAGGAACAGAACCGGGAGCAGAAAGAGGAGCAGAAAGAGGAACAGAAAGAGGAGCAUAAAGAGGAACAGAAAGGGGAUUUGAAGGAAGAGGAGGUGAAGAAAGACGUGAAGCCGGAGGACAAACAGAAUCAAAAUGAGGAGAGGAAAACAGAGAAGUGGGAGGAAAACAAGAAAGAAGAGCCGAAGGAAUCCUGGAAGGAUUGUAUCUACAACCCAAGGACCGGAGAGUUUAUGGGCCGGACUGCCAGCAGCUGGGGUCUGAUCCUCCUCUUCUACCUCGUCUUCUAUGGGUUUUUGGCGGGAAUGUUUUGUCUCACCAUGUGGGUGAUGUUACAGACUCUGGACGACAAUGUCCCGCGCUACCAGGACCGGGUGGCCAAUCCAGGUUUGGUGAUUCGUCCGCACGCCGCUGAAAUCUCCUUCAACCGCAGUGACCCGACAAACUACAACCAGUACGUCCAAAACCUGCACGACCUCCUGCAGCGUUACAACGACAGCAUUCAGGAGCGUAACGACUUGUGUAUGGUGGGUGAAUACACUGAACAGGACAAUGAGCCAAUCAAGAAGGUUUGUCAGUUUAAACGCAGUAUGCUGCGUCAGUGCUCCGGUCUGCACGACUCGAGCUUUGGAUUCGCCGAGGGGAAACCGUGCAUCAUCAUCAAGAUGAACCGGGUCAUCGGACUGAAACCACAAGGAGACCCCUACAUCAACUGUACUGCCAAGAGAGCCAGUCCGUUACAGAUGCAGUACUACCCGUCAGAAGCUCGUCUGGAUAAAAUGUUUUUCCCGUAUUACGGAAAGAAAGCUCAUGCUGACUACGUGCAGCCCCUGGUUGCAGUGCAGUUGUUGCUCUCCAGAGAAGACCUGAACGUGGAGCAGACGGUGGAGUGUAAACUCGAGGGAACCAACCUGCGUAACGACGACGACCGAGACAAGUUUAUGGGUCGCGUUGUUUUCCGGGUCAAAGUGGCGGAGUAACCACAUCUGCCAGUUGUCAUGGAUACCACAAACUGUGUUGAAAGUGGAAAUAAAUGUCCGGUUCAGGACACUCUGUAUUUCAGACCUGAUCUGAUCCUGGAUGUCUGGAUGUGGUCUUGCUGAGUCUGGUUUCAGCCGUUCGGACGGACGGAUCAGGUCAGGUCUGUGUGAAGCAUGUGAGCCAGGUGCACACCCGCGUGUUGUUUUUAAAUUUAAAUGUUUAAUAGUGAUGUACAAGGAUCCCAGCAGUCUGUAAUGGAGCAGCACAAACACACUUCACUGUAAUGAGAUUACUCUUCUUCCAUCCUGAAACAAGAGAAAGACAAAAUGCCUUCACAGUUUUUAUAAUUCUGCAUUGAGGAUGACAUUUCUAACUUUUUUUAACAAUAACAUUUUCAAGUUCAAAAAGAGAAAACUGAUUCUCUGAUUGUUCAACAUGUAAACGUUUCAGCAGUUUGCAGGAUUUGUAUUUAAGUAAACAUUGACACAAUCAGUUCAAUGUAGCAGUAGGAUGGAAAGGCAGUAAUCUGAUUACUGACGGCCAGUAUAAUAAUAAUAAUACUAUUUCAGUUCAUGCAGACCACUGCCAGAAAGAUUUGAGUAACAAACUUAUCAAAGACAGAUUCAUAACUGCAGAAAGCUACAAAUGUUCUACUUGUAGUUUUCCUGUUUAAUGUUUGAGUUGUCUCAGUAUAACACUAACUGGAGCACAGACAAUAAUCUUGUUGAAUUAUUAAUUAUAUAUACAAUUAUAAUAAAUACUUUUGAUAAAACAGGUCCUCUAGAGGAUGAACAUUGCACUGCGAUAUAGGACGCUGCCUCGGCGCUCCGCCUGCUGGGACUUUCACCCCUGUCUUUUAAAAUAUACUUUAUGAAUAUAUUGAGGUCUCCCAAUGUGUUUACAACCUACUGUUGCACAGAUGUUUUUAAAUGUUUUGAGUGUUUUUAAAGACUACUGUUGUGUGAUUAUUAAUGAGUUUAUCAGCACAGAUCCAAUCAGCUUCAUGUGUGUUAAGAUCGUUAAGUUAUUUCUAUCCUCGUCUGAAACAGAUUGAUGUAUAGUUUCAUUAUUUAUGUUUCUGUCGACUGAAGGAACGACAGGAAACAAGACUAUAAUGAUCUACUCUGCUGCAAAUAAAACACAAAGACUCUGACAUGUCAAUCAUUUAAAAA